UGAUGAUCCUGACUUUCAUAUUAUUGAUGGGGUUGAAACUAUUUAUGAAGAAGACCUAGAAUCUUUUGAAAAUAAAGGUGUAUUAGUUUCUUCCAACAAUGAACUUCAAGAGAUUGAUGAUGAUAUUGCAAGCGAUUUAAAUGAAGAUGCAAUAACAUAUUUUACUAAAGAAUUGGCAUCGAAGGUUAUUUAUCAUACCUUAACAUCUAUAGAAUAUCCUGAAACAAGUUCAGAGGGCGUUGCUUAUGUAUAUAACACUGAAGGUUGGGAAGAUCCAUUAACUGCAUUCAAAAAUGUUAUGUGUCCUUAUCUUGGUGUUGAGGUAAAACAUGAAAUGCGAACCUGUCAAGGUUCAAAACUCUGUGAGUUUGGCGCACACGAAUUAUAUAAUCAAACACACCAAUGUGUUGAUAUUAAUUCUGAUCUGAUGAUGCGAAUAACUAAAGAAAUUUCAUCUAGUAAUAUGGAUAAUAAUACUUUUGAACUUUAUCUUGCCAUUCUUGAAACACCUUGCAAGUUUCAAAAAAACAACCAACUAUGUGAAGGAAAAGCUGUUUUACAUCGCUUAUCAUGUCGAGAUCAUUCUGAAUCCACCUAUUUUAUCGGCUGUACUAAUUGGAAAAUCGGAGAAAAAUACCAUCGUUUUAUGCAUAUCUCUCCUGAUAUCAAUAUCAAGCUUUUGCACAGCUUAUUUGAUGGUACUUAUGAGCCUAAUGCUAAUGAUAUUGAUAAUGGAUCUACAAAUGAAUGUUAUACCGUAUAUUCAAAUUCUUCAAAAAAAAAAUAUUGUCGAUUACAUACACAUCCACCGCCACCACCUACACGAACUCCAGGCUAUAUUAAACAAAGAUUGCAAGCACUUGUUAAACAAGUCAAUGAGGAUUUAUUAGAUGUAACACCUACACAUAUUGUAACGAGAAAUUUAAUCAAGACCUAUUUUGGUAUUGAUAAUUUAUGUGAAGUUCACGCUUCAUUUAACAAUACAAAUAAGUUACGUUACUGUGUAAAUAAAAUUCAAAAGGAAAAGCAUCCAUUCGGUCAAGAUUUAUUAGGAGUUGUAUAUAAUUUUUCACGUAAUAUCGAUAAUUUUCAGGAUUAUGUUCAACGAUUAAAUUUUUUUAGUGAUGGGCAUAUAAUGAUUAUUUGUACCUCUCAAACUCAAAUACAAAAGUGGAUUAAAUGCAAUUAUUUUGAAAUUGAUUUAUCAUUUAAAAGAGUCGCUGGAGAAAUUAAUGAAUUCGAGUUUAAUCAUAUUCAUGGAAAUGGAUGGUGCUGCAUAAUCAGUGAUCUUGAUAUAGCGCAACUUAUUGGAUUAGGUGAAACUUUAGCUUUGAUCGAUAAUUCUUUUAGUUGGGAAGAACAUUUAGUUCAUAUUUUUAAAUCAUGUCAAGUACAUUAUAAACAAAAAUUAAAUGAAAAAAGAUUUGAAAAUAAUAUUAAAGCUAAAAUGGAAUUAUUAUUAACUGCAAAAGCUGAAAAAGUGGAAUUAAUAUUUGACGAAUUAUUAACACUUGAUAAUAAUCUUGUAGGCAACACAAAUUGUGCUGAAACAGCACAUGCUAUGAGUAAUCGUGAAGGCAAACAACUAAAAUUGAUGAUGACGAUAUUAAGGGGUCAAAAAUUAGAUAUGUGCAAUUUCAAGAGAACUGAUAUAAAAGCUAAUUUUAAUAUUAAUACAUGUGGUUAUGAUAAAAGUAAUAUUGCAAGAAAAAAGUUGGAGAUUAAACGAAUUAAGCGACAAUCUAAAGCUAGUUCUUCAACAAAAAGACGAAAUAAAUUAUCAUCAUUUCAAAUAAAUAAAAAACAGCGAACAUCUCAAGUAGUCAAUUUAACUGAUGAUACAUCACAAGAAUCUCAAAAAAUCAAUUCAAGUAAUAAUGAACUCAACGAAUCUGGUAUGACGAUCAUGGAAAAAUUAGAAUAUGAGGAGCGCAUGUUGAUGAUCGCGGAACGUAAAGAAAAAUUAAGAGAAUUACGAAUUUCUAAUGUUAUUAAAGAGCGUGAACUUGGUAUUGAAUAA
Molecule: messenger RNA, 2020 nt
Organism: Cetraspora pellucida
Lineage: Eukaryota; Fungi; Glomeromycota; Glomeromycetes; Diversisporales; Gigasporaceae
Source: the annotation of a GenBank genome assembly